This is a messenger RNA of Babesia sp. Xinjiang, 1722 nucleotides long. RefSeq lists its product as uncharacterized. The record is from RefSeq and is a predicted model, not a curated record. The coding region runs from base 1 to 1722 and encodes 573 amino acids. Gene Ontology annotation, molecular function: calcium-activated cation channel activity. Gene Ontology annotation, cellular component: plasma membrane. The transcript is spliced from 2 exons. NCBI's taxonomy places the organism in Eukaryota, Apicomplexa, Aconoidasida, Piroplasmida, Babesiidae.
AUGGAGCGCGCUGUGAGGAAUUUCAUUAUUAUCAUUUCCAUGGACAUCCUUGUCUUCGUCACGAGCGUCAUAAUUUGGUGCAGAAAGCGCACGAAGAUUAUCGACAUCAUCCGCAACGGAUUUCAGGGAUUGCACAUGGUAAAUCACAAAAAACGCAAAGAUGACCAGCAAAACCAAGACGGAAGCAACACAAUCCAUCAGGUUAAGUACAUGAGCUCCUACGAUGGAGGAAGUGAAGGUACUGAUAUCGAUGACGAAGGUGAAAAAUCGGAUAUUGGCACCGAUGGGAGAUAUGGAGACGAUGCGUCAACUACUUCGGCCCUUUAUGUGGCCCCGGAAAAGUCGCGGAAAGAUGCGGAUGUGCGCAGGGCGACGGCGAUGCGAGGAAACAAAACGUGGUGGUAUCACUUGAUAUACAGUAAAGACGGUCGAAUCAGGAAUAAUGAGGCUGUGCUAUACCUUAAGUUCAUACGCAGCACGUGUAUCAUGUUACUCAUCUGCUCCUUUGUAGCACUCGUAUCGAACAUUAUCAUCUUCACGCAUCUUGCACUCAACAAUAAACCGCAGUUUUUAUUCACAUACUCUAUCGAAGAUAUGCGCAGCUGCAAGCUAACUGUUUGGACCCUGUAUGCCACCACGUGGAUAUACUCCAUCAUAGUUUAUGUCCACAUCUUCAAGUUUAGACGAAAAGUCAACAGAGGAAAACAAAUUACGGUCAUGUUGCGGCCACAGCUGCAUACUAUAAUGAUAUGUGGAUUCGAUAAAAACAUUACAGAUCCAACAAAGUUCUACCGACAUUUCGAGCAGUACUUCCCUGAACAUGUCCUCUCCGUGCACAUAGUUUUCAAUCACAGCAAACGUAUGCAACUCGAGGAGGAGCUGACUGCGACAAAGGCACAGCUAUGUUUAUGCAGGGAUAUGUCAUUGCUAGUGAAUAAGAAUCGUAAGGGUAAACCCGAAACACCAAGGGCAGACACAGAGGCCAAGGAACCACAACCACCGCCCAGCAAACCACGCAGAUCGCAAUCUUGCGGGGGCAUAACGCCCCCCGAUAACUUGAAUGUCACAUCUGAUGAGGACAAGCAAUAUCGGGCCACUGUUUCAUCGAGUAAUCUGAUCUCGCAACCGAAAGAGGCUAAACGGGAGCCUACCAGGUCAACUGUGACUCUGAGAAAAGGUUUCAUGCGAGGGGUAACCCGAAUAUUAGUAGGCAAAGAAGCUGAAGUGCAAAGACAACAAGAUUAUGAACACGAAGAAGAUUUUGGAGAACGCUUUGUUGAUCUGUUGGGAAGAGUCAAAGAACUCAAGGCGCGGAUAGAAGAAGAAGUUAACCGUGAGCAUGUAACGUCUGCAAGGGUCUGCUUCGUUUCGUUUGCGGACUCAAAUAUCGUAAUGCACAUUCUGAGGGAUAGAAAUAUACUGGAAGCUAUCCCAGAAUGGAGGAUACGGCCUGCGCCGCACCCAAGGGAUAUCAUUUGGCGAAAUUUGCAUCUCCCAAGAUAUUCAAUCAUAAUCAGGAUGCUUGCCUGCAAUUUACUGCUCGUAGUGUUCUACGUGAUCAUUACGUGGAUACUAUCGCAUCUAAACCUUCUACAGACUGUCAAAAGCAAGGAGGCGGCCGAAGGUACGGCAACACAAGUAAAAAAUAAGUAUUUACAGGUGCAUCGGGGGCUACUUUCAAUAUCAAUGACCUUACUCAACGCUCAUUUUGGAGCGCUAUGA